AUGGCUCUCCUUGACCAUCACCCAAUCAGCUCUCUGUCCUCUCCCACCAAUCUUCUCUGCCAUCGGCCUCUCUCAUCGCCUGGCCCUCCUUCCUCUCCACCGUUCUUGAACCUUGAGGAUGUCGGCGGUGCACUCUGUCGCUGUUUCUUCUUCGGCCGUCUCCAGAUGCCCCAAGAACCAUCACUCUCUCCCAGCAUCAAUGUCUCUCCCUACAACUGCUCGCCCAAUUUUUCGUUCUGCUUUCAGUGGUGUAUCUUUGCAUCUUCCUCCUCCAAAAGUGAUUCCAAGACGAAAUUCGUAUGUCUCCAAGGUGACUGUGAUGAUGGCCAAGCCAGCGAUUCAGUUCAUCCAAGGAACUGAUGAACAGACAGUACCAGAUGUGAGACUAACCAAAUCGAGAGACGGUACGAAUGGUGUCGCAAUAUUUACCUUCGAUCAACCCUCUGUCUUUGACUCAUCAAGCGAGCUGGGUGACAUCACUGGAUUCUACAUGAUCGAUGAGGAAGGUGUGCUUCAGUCGGUUGAUGUGAGUGCCAAGUUCAUCAAUGGAAAGCCUGCAAGAAUAGAAGCCAAGUAUGUGAUGCGGAGUCUGCGAGACUGGGACAGAUUCAUGAGGUUCAUGGAGAGGUACUCUCAAGCAAAUGGUUUACAGUUUGUGAAAAAAUGAGGUGGCCUCCAUCCUCCAUUUUUCAUAAAUCCAACUGGUAAUAUGUCUAAUUAUAUUAUUCAAAAAUGUAAAUUUUUGUUCAAUGUUGCUUAUAUUCAAUUGAAAGAUGUACCUCAACAUAUGAGAAUGAUUAGAAAGUCCAUCUCAAAUGAAGUUUAUUUGAA
Molecule: messenger RNA, 831 nt
Organism: Musa acuminata AAA Group (dessert banana)
Lineage: Eukaryota; Viridiplantae; Streptophyta; Magnoliopsida; Zingiberales; Musaceae
Product: photosystem II reaction center PSB28 protein, chloroplastic
Exons: 2
Coding region: 119-667 (182 amino acids)
Biological process (GO): photosynthesis
Cellular component (GO): photosystem II oxygen evolving complex; chloroplast thylakoid membrane; photosystem II
Source: RefSeq, a predicted model, not a curated record